Microthlaspi erraticum is the source of this 849-nucleotide messenger RNA. The record is from the annotation of a GenBank genome assembly. Lineage: Eukaryota; Viridiplantae; Streptophyta; Magnoliopsida; Brassicales; Brassicaceae.
AUGGCAAACUUCACCAGACUCAACGUGUUGACACCUAACCGUUCUGAUUGGAGGGUUUUGGUUAGAGUUGAAAAGAUGUGGGAUACCUUGGAGGCAGAUGUUGGUGAAGGUCUAAGCUUUCUUUUUGUGGAUGAAAUGGGCACAAAGAUGCAUGCUUUUGUUGAACAAAGUAAUCAGAUGAAAAGGUUCAAGAGAUGUCUUCAUGAAGGGGAAUGGAAUAUUCUAACCGGAUUUUCCGUGGUCAUGGUGAACACAGAGAUCCGUUUGACGGAAGCCAGAAACAAGAUUGCUCUCACGUCCAACACCAGCGUCACACCCGCAGAGGACUCGGAUGCUUGGAUUCCGCUUGACAUCGUUCCUUACGAAUAUGUUUCGAAUUUUUGGAAUGAUGAACGAACUUCUUUCCCUAGAGACUUUCUAGGGUUUAUACUUGAAGUUCGUGAGACAAUGCUCAGGGAAGAUGUCUCUAUUCCUAGGAACCCUUUAAACGAUGAUCCAAAGACCACUAACACAAUAGAUUUCACCUUACAGGACAACGAUGGGGAUCAAAUACAGUGUCGUGUAAAGGGUGCCUUAGCAUCUAAGUUUAAACGGUUUUGGCUUUACUAUGGUAAAAUUGAGACCAUCGUAUGCCUCUUAACCGAUUGGCGGGUUGUAGAAGAUGCGGAUCCAAUUCAUAUCGAAAGUGAAGAAGGAAUCUCUAGAUUUGAAUUCAAUCCUAUUGGCUUUGAUGAGGUUGACCAUUUCACUGAGAUAAUGUGCUCUUCCUCACAAGACAGCAGCGAAGAAGAUGUUGAAGAAAUGGAAUUUGAUUAUUUCAAUGGCUGUAGAACCGACAACAAAAGUUGA